Molecule: messenger RNA, 657 nt
Organism: Rotaria sordida
Lineage: Eukaryota; Metazoa; Rotifera; Eurotatoria; Philodinida; Philodinidae
Source: the annotation of a GenBank genome assembly
AUGGUACCUUCGUCUACUACUGAACUAAUGGACACAACGGAACAAACUAAUGCCAAUGUAGAUGAUGAUCGGUUAACUCUGAAUAACGUUAUUUUUGCUGGUAGUGGACACAGUAAAUGCGUUAUUUGCCGUCAAGAAACACGUCGUUGGAUGAUAUCGAUGCCAAAAAGUGAUCGAUUAGAUCUACUUAUUAUUCAUUUAAUGUACGCACCAAACGGCGUUCGUUGUUGUCCAUCCCAUCUACUCAAUAAUAAUCGUUUAUUACCUGAUGUCGAGAUAAAUCUUAUACCAUCAAAAGAUUUAACAGUACAUGAAAAUAUAUCAUUAAAAUCUAAUAGAACAAAUAAUACAGAACCUGUACGACGUAGUUUAACAUUAGCAAAUACAAGUUUACCAAAAUCUUUAACAUUACAUAAUAAUGAUCGUUCAUUAACUGGAAUUUCAACAAUGAGAACAUCCUCAACAAUACAUGAAUGUGAUGAAGAAAUUGUUGGAAAUAAUAGUGAUGAUGAUGAAGAUGAAGAUAGAUUAUCGAAUUUUAUACGACAAGGUCUUAUUGUAACAAUAUUUUCAUCAUCAUGUUCAACCAUACGUACAACAACUGUUACAUCACUUACAUCAACUAUUUCAUUACCUGUUUCAUCAAAAUAUAAAUGA